This is a messenger RNA of Aphidius gifuensis, 1139 nucleotides long. RefSeq lists its product as uncharacterized. The transcript is spliced from 4 exons. The record is from RefSeq and is a predicted model, not a curated record. NCBI's taxonomy places the organism in Eukaryota, Metazoa, Arthropoda, Insecta, Hymenoptera, Braconidae. Gene Ontology annotation, cellular component: neuron projection membrane. The coding region runs from base 114 to 998 and encodes 294 amino acids. Gene Ontology annotation, biological process: synapse organization.
UUCUCAUUGUUUUCAGAAGUUGAUUAAUUAGUUGAAAAAUAUAUUAAUUUUGUUUAUAAUAAAAUGGAAACUGAUAUUGUUAUUUUUAUUAAUUUAAAAAAUUAAUAAAAACAAUGCUGAUUUUGUUGAUUUCUUUGGUACUAAACGUUGCCAUUGAAACUGGAUGUCCAUCAAUGUGCGUGACUGGAGAAAUGAUCAACCGACGGACACUCGUCAAUAAUGUUAUUGAUGAUGAUACAACUAUAAAAUCAAUGAAUACUGAUCCAUCAUCAAUUAUAAAUAUGAAUUUUGGUACUAAAAAUUCAACAAUCAUAUUUGCACAGUCAGGAUCAACAGCGUUAUUACCAUGUGUUGCUUAUAAUAUUGGAGAAGGAACAGUCAGUUGGAUAAGACGAAAGAAUAUUCAACAUCAACUGUUGACAGUUGGUUUGACAACUUAUGCAAGUGAUGAGCGUUUUCAAGCGAAGCAUUUUCAUCACAGUGAAGAUUGGACCCUUCAAAUUAAGUAUGUUCAAUCACGUGAUGCUGGGAUGUAUGAGUGCCAAGUAUCAACCCAUCCACCCACAAGUAUAUUUCUGUUUCUCGAGGUCGUCGAGGCUAGAGCAGAGAUUGUUGGACCACCAGAAAAAUAUGUACGUCCAGGAAGUACAUUACAACUUCAUUGUAUGAUUAAAAAAUCAACUGAAACACCGUCCUAUUUAUUUUGGUAUCAUAAUUAUCGUAUGAUUAAUUAUGAUAUUGAUCAAGGUGUUAAUGUCAGCACUGAUCUUAUUGCACGGGAAAGUUGGCUUGAAGUACCAAAAGCAUCAACUCGUCAUAGUGGUAAUUAUACAUGUGAACCAAGUAAUGCAUCACCAGCUAGUACUGUUAUUUAUAUAUUUAAUGGUGAAAAUCCAGCAGCAAGACAUUCAUUCAAUCAUGCUACAAUUUAUUAUAAAAAAUCAAAAAUUUUUAUCAUUGUUAUAUUUAUUAUUUUACUUCAAAUUAUUCAACUGUAAAUAACAUAAAUAUUCUUGUAAAUUGUAUAUUCAAAAAAAUAAAAAAUAAAAAAUACCCUGUACAUUUAUGAUGAAUGAAAAUGAAUGAAUAAAUUAUUUAUGUUUGUUGAUUCCAUAAAAAAAAAAAAAAAAAAAACAAAG